CUCCUGUCUUCCUCAUUCCAUUGCAGUGUAUGACAUAAGUGCAAUAUAAAUGUUCUGUACUAGCAGUGUCCAGGUGUGAGUGAAUAAUCUAUUGCUGUACAUAACAAUGAAUUGAAUCACUAAAGAAUGGAAGUAAACAAUGAUAAAAAUAUUAUUCAAUGUUCAAAAACAAGGCAUGUGAGCAGAAUGUAAGGAUUUAUGAACACAUAACACACAUGAUGUAAGCUCAUAAUUAUAUUACACAUGUGGCGAUAUAUUUAAAGGAAAGAGAGGGAUAAGGACCGAAUCUAUAAUGUGUGAUCACUCGCUGUAAUUCUACCGCAGGGCAUGGACACCAAACAGAGACGUUCAUCGACCGGCAUGGAUUGGGGAACUCUUUAUGAAGUCAUCGGAGGGGUCAACAAACAUUCUACAAGCAUUGGAAAGAUAUGGCUCUCCGUCCUGUUCAUAUUCCGAAUUAUGAUUCUGGUGGUGGCUGCGGAGAGUGUCUGGGGUGACGAACAGUCAGAUUUCACCUGCAAUACAUUACAGCCUGGGUGCAAAAAUGUGUGCUAUGACCACCACUUUCCAGUGUCUCACAUCAGGCUCUGGUGCCUCCAACUCAUCUUUGUGGCUACCCCAGCACUGUUGGUUGCCAUGCACGUGGCUUACUUGAGACAUGGGAAAAAAAGAAUACUGCAAAAAAAGAUGCUGUCUGGUAAGUGUGAUAAAUCUGAUGAGAAGGAUUUGGAGGACUUAAGAGAGCAGAAAUUCCGGAUAAAGGGUACACUUUGGUGGACCUACACCAUCAGCAUCCUGUUUAGGGUGCUGUUUGAGGCUGCUUUCAUGUAUCUCUUCUACUUCCUCUACACUGGCUUCCAUAUGCAACGUCUUGUCAAGUGUGACAACUGGCCUUGCCCGAAUGUGGUCGAUUGUUUUAUUUCGAGGCCUACUGAAAAGACCAUUUUUACCAUCUUCAUGAUCAUCGUUUCUGGCAUCUGCAUGGUCCUAAAUGUGGCAGAGUUGUGCUAUCUCAUCAUUCAGGCAUCCAUGAGAAGAGCCAGGAAGAAUGCCGCCAAACACACCAACCACAUAAGUGGCAAAGAAGAGAAGCAGAAUAUGCUAAAUGAGCAGAAGGAACAAUAAACGAGUGAAUGAAUGAUUCGUUUACCCGUCAGCCUUAACUGCCAUUUUCCGAACCUAAGGAAGAAGGAUUUGCUAUAUACAACACAUUGAAUUAUAUCCUAGAUCUGAAUAUUUAGGAAUGACAGAAAUUCAACACAGAAGCAUCCUAAGAUAUCUGUGUAAGGUGGAUGGCUUUUGCAAAUUUACAAAGUAUGUUUGCAAAUUUAGAAAUAUUGGUUUACACAUUGGUGGAAUUCUGAAUGAUUUAAAGUAGCACAUCUUUGACUAAAAUUCGGUAGUGUUUUAUAUGAUGUCUUUAUGUUUUGGUGUUUGUUUAUUUUAUGUUAUACUUUUGUUUUUGCUAUUUAUGUUACAAGAUUUGUCAUUGUGUGUUCACAAUGAAACCAAAUUCUGACUGAUUUUGUACAACUAUUGAAUGUAUUUGGAAGAAUAACUCCACUUUUAACUAGAAAUCGAAAUUUCAUUUUUUUUAUACUUGGCUUGACAUAACCGUCACAUUAAAGGAGACCUUUCCUCAGAGAACAUUGUCUUUAUUGAUUUCCCAUUCUGAAAAUGCUGGCUGCCUGGCUGUCAAGCUGACCCUCUGGUUCCAAUGCUGCGAGUCAUUUAAUUGGAAUGUGCAUGCAGAUAGAGACAUCUGACUUUCUUCUGAAUUUUCUGAGCUGUAUAUUUGUUCCAAAUCUGGUACUUAGAAAUAACUGAAGCUAAAGGUCAGCAUAACGGCCAGACAACUAGCAUUUUAGAAGGAGUUUAGCCAUGGCAGUCUCCAUGCUUCUGUGAAGAAAGGUUUACUUUAGAGAAAACAUUUAACCUGAUUAAGGCUUUUAAAGGGAAACUGUAAGCAUGGAAAUAAGGCAGCUGUCAUUACUGACUUUUACUGUUGCAGAUUUUGGGGGUGUCAUUGUGAUUGCGGUUACACCACCUAGUGAUUCACAAAUGUGGAGUGAAAAUGUAGCCAGAAAUCUGAUUUUCAGACUUCACUAAGUAGGGAAAUCAGAUUUGGAAUAACAGCCCCAGAGCCCACAACUUUAGAAAAACAGGUCAGUAAUGGCAGGUCUCAUUUCUGUCCUCACGGGUUCCUUGUAAGGCCUGGUGAGGCUACACAAAUGCUGUGUCUUCGUUAGGACGUGUUAGGUGCUAUAGGUCUUCAAAUAGCCUGUGCAAGCAAAAGAGACACAGUCGUUUUUUUUUUUUUUUUU
Rana temporaria (common frog) is the source of this 2324-nucleotide messenger RNA. RefSeq names its product gap junction protein beta 2 (gene GJB2). The transcript is spliced from 2 exons. Gene Ontology annotation, biological process: cell communication. Gene Ontology annotation, cellular component: connexin complex. Bases 328 to 1125 code for a protein of 265 amino acids. The record is from RefSeq and is a predicted model, not a curated record. Lineage: Eukaryota; Metazoa; Chordata; Amphibia; Anura; Ranidae.